Messenger RNA from Aplysia californica (California sea hare), 4256 nucleotides. RefSeq names its product monocarboxylate transporter 5. Lineage: Eukaryota; Metazoa; Mollusca; Gastropoda; Aplysiida; Aplysiidae. Gene Ontology annotation, biological process: transmembrane transport. Gene Ontology annotation, molecular function: monocarboxylic acid transmembrane transporter activity. The record is from RefSeq and is a predicted model, not a curated record.
ACCCAAAGAGAACAACAUACAUGUACCUGACCUAUGCCCCCCACCACCACCCCAGCUCCCUAUAUUACACCUUCGUGAAGAGCAGCACAUCUGAGCAGCUGGACUGAGGGCGGAGACGAGCAGGGUGUGGCUACGACGAUGACGUCAGACCAGAAGCCCCGCCCCCUUCACCCAGUUGACACGGGCUGGGCAUGGGUGAUCUUGUUUUCCCUGGUGGUGAUGAACUUAGUGGUCAAGCGAGUGUCAAUUCGGUUUACCUGCUUCCUGGGUUGUUUGUUCCAAGUGGUGGCUGUGUGUGUGAGCAGCGUUGUUCCCAACUCCAUCUACCUCAUCGCUUCACAGGGCAUUUUCUAUGGCUGCGGGCAUGCCUUGAUCUACUGUCCGACUCUCUACAUCCUGAGCCUGUACUUUGACAAACGUCGACCAAUCGCCACGACUCUGGCCUCCUGUGGUGCCAGUGUGGGUGGGGUUGUCUUCCCUUUGCUGACGAGGUACCUUCUGUCUUCUUACGGCCUCCAGGGGGCGCUGGUGUUGCUGUCUGCCAUGUUACUGCAGCAGCUUCCUAUGAUUCUGCUGUACACGCCCCCUAGUGCCUACCAUUCUGUGACGUCAUCGUCGCAGGCAUUGAGCAGCAGGAGGAAAGAUCUAGUCAACAGUCCUAACGCUGAAGUGUCCACAGAGGUGACACAAGAACUUCUUCCACAUGAGAACAACAACGUUUUAACAGACAUUGACCUCACCACUUCAGACAGCAAGACUGCAGUGAAAACAGAUUCCACAGCAAACGAAAUUGUGUCAGGAAACAAAACCAAGGUGCCAUCAGAAUUUACGAAAGUUGACAUUCAACAAAUCCUGGCCCUCCGAAAGCCGCACUUAACAGCUGCUGUUAUAAGCAAAAGCCACGAUAUCAUUCCUAGUGCGGGCAGUGACAAAGAUUCGCUUCUACAGGGGAAAUUGGUGGAUAGAGACCUGUUGAUUAGAUCACAGCUUCAGCUGCCUGGGAGUCAUCCGUAUUUCUCCAAGCGUCUGGAUAUCGCCGAGGCUCUAAGUGUGUCGGCCAUUGACCAGAUCGCUUCGAGCAUGCCAAGCCUUCUGGUGAAUAAGGCGGAGUCGUUUGAUCAGAAAGCAAAGAAGAGCUCUCAACAUUUAACCCAGAUGGUACAAGAUGAGGAAUCUGUAGAUUCUAAGAGCAUUGACGUCGACGCCCAGAUCUGUCAGUCCGAGGCACACAGGUGCUGUGCCGUGCCAGACAUUCUCAAGUCCCGUCCGUUCUGGCUGCUGGCCAUUUUCUUUGUCACGGGAUCGGUGGGCACCGGACACCCGGCCAUUUUCAUACCUCCACUGGCAAAAGAGCGAGGUCUUUCAGAGGAAGAUGCGGCUUUCUUCCUCAUGGUCUCCUCAAUGGUGGACAUGUUUGGCCGAUUGGUGCCAGGUUUUAUCCUCCAUUUCAACAUAAUGCGACCGUCCAGUGUGAUGGUCAUCCCUCUCAUGUGUUGCGCUGGCGCCUAUCACCUGACCCCUUUCUUCAACGACUUUGAUUCCUUGUUAGGCUUGACCUUGACCUAUGGCCUUUUAAGCAGUUCAUUCUGGGCUCUACAAACCCUGGUUGUGAUAGAAGUCCUGGGCAUGGAGCUCCUGGCGCCCGCCAUCGGAUUCUACUCUGUCUUCAUGGGCUUCUCCUCCGGGAUUUCCUUCCCUGUUGGAGGCGCCCUCAAGGACAACACUGGCACGUACUCAUCCACGUUCCACUACUUCGGCGUUCUGUACAUGAUGGCCGCCAUCAGCCUUGUGCUGGUCCGCUGUGUCAUGAGAAGCAAGUCCCAUAUACAGGAUGGCAGCGACGAUAACAUUCAUAGUGACAAGAACAACGAUAGUGACAAACAUAACAAUAGUGACGAACAUAACAAUAGUGACAAACUUAGUGAUAGUGACAAACAUAGCGAGAGUGACGUUCAGAACAAUUGUGAGAAAAACAACGAUAAUGAAAAACAGAGUGAUGGAUCUGCGAGUGAUAAUUCGAGAGAGAACAACAGGACGAAGAAGGAGAAGGAUGACGAUGUUAAUGUUUGAUCACGCGCUAUGGUUAGGAAAUUAUUCGUGGUCUUUGCGGGAUUUUGGCGGCUGUGAAAGGUGUGAUUAGUGUUCUCCUGCGAUGCCACUCUGCAGGGUCGUAAUUGAGCCAUGACGUCAUUAAGCAGUGACGUCAUUUUACUGUGAAGUCAUUCUGCAGUUGCGUCACUAUGCAGUGACAUCAAUUUUACUCUGACAUCAUUGAGCAGUAAUGCCAUUUUAUUGUGAAGUCAUUCCGCUGUGACGUCAUUGUAUAUAGGGAUGUCAUUGAGCAGUGACUCCCAUUCCUCGUCCCUCGCAAAGACCAGCAGCAGUACUGGCUGGACAGAACAUACUCGCGUCUUCCCUCCCCCCAUGCUGCAUUGCGAUGUAGUAUACGUAUUAUGUAUAAUGUUCCGGUAUUGCGCAAAUAUCCAAGUGGUGUCAGUGCAAGCACUAAUAAAUGUGAAAGUAGAUUUUUUUUUAAUGCUGGUGUUUUUAGGCCCCAAAGAUACAAUUUCAAUCAUAUAUAUAUAGAAGUCGGAUUUCCGACCCUGCCUGACGUGGCAACUCAGGCUGAGAAGGAUACACCACCCCAGCAGAAAAAAAACGAGAUACUUGAAAAAAAUUUACCCCCUUUCGUGAAUCGAACUUGGAUCUCCUGCGUGCUACAGCAAAGUGUCUUCCCGCUGCACCAGCCACAGACGCCGGUGUGCAAGUAUUGAGAGGUAAUAAAUUUGCAAACAGUUUGUGACAUCCAAACCAAUCCUAGCCCUCGUACAGGACAGGUGUGUGUUGGGGACAGGAGGUCAGCCUGUCUGAUAUAUUCCAGGUGCACUAAUCAUGAGAGCGAAUUAAGAGCUAUGUUUUCCAGCGCAGUUGAAUUGAACGGGUCAGAAAAAUAAAGAGUCUAACUUCUAAGUCACCUUGAGCUCAUUUCAAGAAAAAUGCAGCCAAAAGAAAACAACCCACUCAAGACAAACAACAAAAACAAAAAUACAACACCUUAAACAAAUAAAAAUACUAAAACAACCCAAAAUGAACAGAGUAAGGGGUAAUUCAUUCGUAGGCCUUAAAGGCCAUACCUCAGGCCUUUUAUUUCUCUGACCCCCUUGAAUGGAAGUAUGAAAGUGUUCGUUUGAGAGAGCGAACUAACUUGUUGUGUUCUGUCUUUGAUUUCAAUUAAUGUAAUAAUGUGUUUUAGCGUGACGACCGGCUGGUAUGAUUGUCUAUUAUUAUGAUUAUUAUUAUCAUUAUUAUUGUUGUUGUUCAUUAUUGUUUGUAUUAUUGUGACGCAGUUUUUGUUAAAUAUGGAUUGCUGCAUCAUGCUGAUUAUGCUUUUUUAAACAUAACAUAUUAUGUUGAGAUAAAUAUUCAGUCACUGAAAAGGGCAUGGUUUAUACAUGAAAUUUUGAUUUAAAAUAAUGUGUAAAUACAUGUUUGAUCGCUUCCUUUUUUUUAAGGGGGGAGGGGCAUACAAAGUACAAAUAUUUUGUGGAUUGAUAAAUCAACAGGUUGGUGGUCUCUAUUUUUUAAAUUGUAUAACUAUAUUCACUCUGUGUAUAUUACACAUUCAUUCUUAUAUAUUCCAUGUAAUAUUUUGAACAAAAUAAUUAUCCAGCCCACUUUGAAAAAGUUUGGUGAUCCCUGUGUGAAUCAACACUCAUAGUCAUAGUGCCUUGUUUGUUUGAGUGAAAAGAGGCAUAUUGCCACAACAGCAUCCAUUUAUUGCUGGAAAACAGAAAGAAAGAUAGAUAGAAAGAGAACAGGGAAAGAAAAGAAGGACCUACCUGUGGUGCCGUCCAAGUUUAACCAUCUGCUCAGUGAGCCAGCAGAGUUUAAUAUCUUUUUUUUAAAAAUGUUAUGCAGUUGUUUUUUAUGCCCCCAUCAACACAAUUUAGAUCACUUAGAAGGUAGGCUUCAACAAUACCUUUGUGUGCUAACCCAGGCUGAAGAGAGAUACAAGCGCGCUCAUAUGACCUUAGCAGUUGCGAGCGCCGUAAAACCUUAUACUAUACUACUACAUACUAGAGAGAUACAAUAUCCCAAUGGAAAGGCUGGGAUACUUGAACUCAGGUCUCUCAUGUGCGAUGCUGAAGCAGCUUACCACUACGUCUCAGACUCAGACACCAGUCAGCAGUGUGCAGUAAAAUGCACAUGUAUAAAUACAGUGUGUCUAAUUUUUAAGCAAUAAAUAUAUGAAUUUU